Molecule: messenger RNA, 393 nt
Organism: Rosa chinensis
Lineage: Eukaryota; Viridiplantae; Streptophyta; Magnoliopsida; Rosales; Rosaceae
Product: early nodulin-12A
Exons: 1
Coding region: 1-393 (130 amino acids)
Source: RefSeq, a predicted model, not a curated record
AUGUCCUCCAAAUCCUUUCUGGUUUUUCUGUUACUGGGUGUGCUGCUUCUGAUCACCACCACUUCUUCUCUUGCUGAUCACGACGAUGAUCAUAAGAAACCUCCCCACAAACCACCACACAAGCCUCCAGCUUCCCUGGACUUGGACGUAGCUCAACCACGGCCCAUUUUGGCCGGCAAGCCUCCUAAGGGACCAGUAAAGCCACCGCCGGGAAAGAAGCCACCGACUUCCUCACCAUUUGAUGACGAGGCUGACUCCCACAAGCCACCACAGAAGCCACCACCCAAAAAGAAGCCACCGACGUCCUCACCACUUGAUGUUAAGGAUGACGGACACAAGCCACCCUAUAAGCCGCCACACAAGCCACCACACAAACCUCCUACAGCCAACUAA